GCGGGAUGGCGCCGGAGGCCGGUGCCGGUGGAGAGCGGUGAGACGCUGCGUGACGGGAGGCGCGUCAGGUCCCGGUGAGCGCCCGCGGGCCCUGUCCGCCGCCAGGGGAGCAGGAUGUACACUCUGCUGUCUGGGCUCUAUAAAUACAUGUUCCAGAGGGAUGAGUACUGCAUCUUGAUCCUUGGUUUGGACAAUGCUGGCAAAACCACCUUCCUUGAACAAACCAAAACUCGAUUUAACAAGAACUACAAAGGGAUGAGCUUGUCCAAAAUCACCACCACUGUAGGCUUAAACAUUGGUACUAUCGAUGUUGGCAAAACUCGACUCAUGUUCUGGGAUCUUGGUGGACAGGAGGAACUGCAGUCUCUUUGGGACAAGUAUUACGCCGAAUCUCAUGGAGUGAUCUAUGUUAUUGACUCCACUGACGAGGAGAGGCUCUCGGAAUCUAGAAGAGCUUUUGAGAAGAUGAUUACCAGCGAAGCUCUGGAAGGGGUUCCCAUUCUGGUGCUCGCUAACAAGCAGGAUGUAGAGACCUGUCUGUCGAUACCUGACAUCAAGACAGCGUUUAGCGACUGCAUUAACAAAAUUGGGAAGAGAGACUGCCUGACGCAAGCCUGCUCUGCAAUUACUGGCAAAGGAGUGAACGAGGGAAUUGAAUGGAUGGUGAAGUGCGUGGUGAGGAAUAUCCACCGGCCCCCAAGAAAGAAGGACAUCACGUAAGAAAUUCCAAGUUGACGAAGGAAUGGACAGUCUUUUUCCACACAGUUUUGUGUUCCCUUUAAAGAAGGUGGUUCACUGGAUUCCUCUUACACCUGAUUCUUUCCUAACUUUGGAGACAAACAUUCUCUUUUCUGUGUCUAAAACACUUGGGCAAAGAAUUCCACCUGGUUGAGGGGUGGGAAUCUCUCUCUUACCCUAAGUAUUAAAUCGUUGGCCUGAGAGCA
Messenger RNA from Cuculus canorus (common cuckoo), 944 nucleotides. It is a transcript of the gene ARFRP1, whose product is annotated as ADP ribosylation factor related protein 1. Gene Ontology annotation, biological process: protein localization to organelle; Golgi to plasma membrane protein transport; intracellular protein transport. Bases 115 to 720 code for a protein of 201 amino acids. NCBI's taxonomy places the organism in Eukaryota, Metazoa, Chordata, Aves, Cuculiformes, Cuculidae. The record is from RefSeq and is a predicted model, not a curated record. The transcript is spliced from 8 exons. Gene Ontology annotation, cellular component: Golgi apparatus. Gene Ontology annotation, molecular function: GTP binding; GTPase activity.